UUGAGCCGCCGCCGCCGCCAGCGCGGCCGCCCCGGGACCGGCCCGCUCCCCAUGACUGCCCCCGGCCGGGGCGCGUAGGGCGGAGCGGCUCCAGCCCGGCCCGUCCCCUCCCCGAGCCGCCGCCGAGCCCCGCUCGCUCCCCGCCGCCAUGACUUCCCUGACCCAGCGCAGCUCCGGGCUGGUGCAGCGCCGGACCGAGGCCUCCCGCAGCGCCGCCGCCGCCGAUAAGGAGCGGGGCGCCGGCGGCGGCCCCGAGGAUGAAGGGCGUCGGGACGAGUCCGGCGACGACGAGAAGGGCGAUUCCAAGGAAACGCGGCUCACCCUCAUGGAGGAGGUGCUGCUGCUGGGCCUCAAGGACCGUGAGGGUUACACAUCGUUCUGGAACGAUUGCAUCUCCUCGGGAUUGCGCGGCUGUAUGUUAAUUGAAUUGGCAUUGCGGGGGCGUCUCCAGCUGGAGGCCUGUGGAAUGAGGCGCAAAAGUCUGCUAACAAGAAAGGUGAUUUGCAAGUCAGAUGCUCCUACAGGGGAUGUUCUGCUUGAUGAAGCUCUGAAACACAUAAAAGAGACCCAGCCUCCUGAAACAGUACAAAAUUGGAUUGAACUGCUUAGUGGUGAAACAUGGAACCCACUGAAGUUGCACUACCAACUACGAAAUGUCCGUGAGCGGUUAGCUAAAAAUCUUGUGGAAAAAGGUGUACUGACAACAGAGAAACAGAACUUCCUGCUUUUUGACAUGACUACACACCCUCUCACUAACAACAACAUCAAACAGCGCCUCAUCAAGAAGGUUCAGGAGGCAGUUCUUGACAAGUGGGUGAACGACCCUCACCGCAUGGACAAGCGCUUGCUGGCGCUCGUGUAUUUAGCCCACGCCUCAGAUGUCCUGGAGAACGCUUUUGCCCCCCUCCUGGAUGAGCAGUAUGAUUUAGCCACAAAGAGAGUGCGGCAGCUUCUAGAUUUAGACCCUGAGGUUGAAUGUAUGAAAACCAACACCAAUGAGGUUCUGUGGGCUGUUGUAGCAGCUUUCACAAAGUAACUGCGUUCAGACUGAAGUGUUCUCUCUUCUUUCAUGUAAACCAGUUUUUUCUCUUUUUUUGACUAUUCAUGUUUUCUGUAAUUUGUACCUUCUCACAUGAUGAAUUGGUUUUUGUUUAAUGGGAAUUAUAAGUGGUGUAUUCCCUACUUCUCUAUCUGUGUACAGGAUUCUGCUGGUACAAGAGGCUUUCCUGUUUAAAACAACAGAAGAAGGGUGAACUGCCAUAUUGGCAUUCCAUUUCCUAUUCGAGUUACCUUAAAUACUUUGUUUAAUUUUUCACCUCAUUGUUAUUGAAGUGGUUUGUCACCAAAGCUCCAUGUUGAAGUGUCUGUCAGGACAUUUUAUACACAGAUAUUUUCAAUUGCAUAUAACAAAAUUACUUAUAAAGCAGAAAUGCCAUUAAGCAGCUUUGUCAAUAGUUCCUGUAAAAUGCCCCAUAAAUUUUAAUUUUCAUGCAGGUCUCUUGUGUACUUAUAUUUUCAUUAGAAUGAUAGCUGAGUCAUAAGGCUAGUAUAGAAAGGUCCAGUUGUUUCAUAAACCUGUUUUGGGAGGGGAUACAUUCCAUUAUAUUGUGUAUAUAUAGUUCAAAUUGUAUAUUAACAACGGCCCCAUCUUAGUAUUUUGCAAGAUCUAAUUACUUGUACACCUGGUGCCCCUUAUUUGCUGUCAGCCAUUGCCAUCUGAUGCAAAGAAAGGCCUCCUGCAGAGGUCCUGUGUGUGAAAGUUGUUUGUUUCCAGAGUCUCUGGAGUUUGCCAUCCAGGUAUUCUCAGUCUAUGCAUUGCCUUUGAAAAUUAGUGAAUGGAAAGAGACUGCUUUCUAUCAUUGGUACGUUUUUCUUUCCCUCCACUUCUGUAUGGAAAAGACUCAUGACCAGUACAAUUCUUGAGUGCAGUUUUUGGUUUUGUAUACAAAUUAAUGUUUGUCUCUUAAACCUUGAACUGUUUUACACUUCAAAAACAAAAAGUCAGUCCUAGCAGGUGUUGCAUGUAAAUGGUUAGCAAGUAAUGGCAGCAGUUCAGAGAAUUCAGAUUUCUGUAAUGGGAUGCUCUGCUAUAUUUUAAUUUUUAUAUAUACAAUUAUGCUGAUUAGCACACUAUUGUAAAAAAACCCAAAACCUAUAUAAAACCCUGGCUUUUUAAAAUUUAUUGCCUCUUUGCCGCUGCUUGUUAUUUCCCAUUGGUUUCACAGUGUAAAUAUUAUGCAUUGAAAAAAUUAAGUAUUGAUUUCUAUACUUUUUUCAUCAUACCAAUGCAGAUUUAUAGUGGGGCUUACAGGUGUUUAGAAACCUUUUGGUUAAUAUUCAGACCAAGAAUACUAGAUGGUGUAUAACUGUAGAGUUGAAAUUUAAGAGAUCCCUUAAUCUGUAUACUAGCUUUUUACCUACAGUAAAUAAACUAUGAUCUUGAAA
Pyrgilauda ruficollis (rufous-necked snowfinch) is the source of this 2445-nucleotide messenger RNA. It is a transcript of the gene GOLPH3, whose product is annotated as golgi phosphoprotein 3. The record is from RefSeq and is a predicted model, not a curated record. Gene Ontology annotation, molecular function: phosphatidylinositol-4-phosphate binding. Gene Ontology annotation, biological process: retrograde vesicle-mediated transport, Golgi to endoplasmic reticulum; Golgi vesicle budding; Golgi to plasma membrane protein transport. The transcript has 4 exons. Lineage: Eukaryota; Metazoa; Chordata; Aves; Passeriformes; Passeridae. Bases 149 to 1036 code for a protein of 295 amino acids. Gene Ontology annotation, cellular component: trans-Golgi network; cytosol; Golgi cisterna.